This is a messenger RNA of Caenorhabditis auriculariae, 5876 nucleotides long. NCBI's taxonomy places the organism in Eukaryota, Metazoa, Nematoda, Chromadorea, Rhabditida, Rhabditidae. The record is from the annotation of a GenBank genome assembly.
AUGGCGGAAAAUUCGUCGAAAGACAUUUAUGAGAGCUUCAAUUUGUAAGAUUAACUUCCAAAAAUUAAGAAGAUGUUUUUGCUGCAGAUACAUUCAUCCGGACAAAUUUUUCCUUGAGCCGCGAGAUUUGAAUGGCGGCAGUUUGUCGAAUAACUACCUGGAAAUCGAUCGCCACACAAAUGCCAUGAAAAUUGGAGGUCUCGGGAUCACCGUGAAUUUAUUUUUCAAGAUAAUAUCGGUUUCAGACAUUCGUGAGACUCGAAUUCCUAUCAUAGACUCCGAAAUCAAAUUUAUUUACGGCAUCGUGGGCACAAUUCCAGUCGUUUCAGGUUUUAAAUAUUUUUAAAAAAAUAAACUUGAUUUUUUUGGGCAUGGCGAUGCUGGUUAUAACUAAGGCGAAUAACGUAGGAAAGGUAAAACAUGUUGAAAAUUGUAAAAAUAAAGUUAGUUUGACAGAUUAAUAAGCAUAACGUCUGGGAGAUCCUCCAAACGGAAUUGAUCGCUUUUAAGAAAACCACGCUUCAUUUGACGGAGAAACAGGUUUUUCAUUUUAUAUUUCAAGCUUUUUGAGACUUUUGAGCCUUGCAAAACAAAUAAUUUUUCAAUGCGGAAAAAAGGAUAUUUAGAUCCGUUACAACCGUCUUUUUUCGGACAUGGUGACCUAUGUGAUGGCGAUCGGUGGAUUUUACUAUUCCACAAGUUUGGACAUCACCAGGACCCUUCAAUGGCUCCACGAAAAUGAUGGACCGACCUUCCGGGCCAGUAGUAUGGCCGAUAAUGUUCGUUUUCUGAAGAAUUGUGCAUUUCCAAGGAUAAAAUGUUAUACCCAGGCCUUUUUUAGCGAUUUCGAAAAAAGAGAAAAAGUUGGUUUAAAACUCUAAAAAUUGAUCACUGAAAAAAGAAGAAGUAAAAUUCAAAUAUUCACUUUUUAUGAUCGAGAAACUUGAAGAUUUCUCAAAAAUUGAUGCGGUAAAAAUGGAAUACCAUUUCUUGAAUUUCUUCAUUUUUCCGCCCCUUUUUGAGCAUAUUCUUUAUUUCGAACUUGUUCAGGUGUCUUUUAACUUUGAAAGUGGCUUCAAACGAUUUUGAGCUUAAAUAUAGCUGGUUCGAGCGAAAAAAAGGAUCCUGACACGAAGAAAGAAGAGAGAGUGCUUGGUUGGAGGAGAGCGCAGACAUUCCACGUCUUCUCGCGCCCCAAGCUACCCGCGAAUCGGACAUGAUGCAAUGUAUCGAGAAAAUAAAACAAAAAUUUUCAUUUUUUCUUUUUCUCGAGUCAAACUCUAUUUUCCUCAUUUCCUCUUGUUUUCUAGUGAUUCCAUUGGAAUACUGGAAACAGAAGAAUGAAAUAAUUUUUCUUUCAGGCCAGUGAACGAUUUGUUUGGAAUGGACACCUUCUCAAGCAGAUUCGCGCCACCGCUGGGGUUCUAAAGACCUAAAAAAGGAACUUUCUGAAAUGAAUUGAUUUCAGACGGAACGUUUCUGCCUCCCCGUCAUGCAUGGGUUCUUCGGCCAAACUCGUUCCACAAUUAAUAACAGAACUUUCAAAUUGACGCUGAUCUCGAGGAGGAGUAUUUACCGGUGCGUGAGAAAAGUAGCCUCUGAGACAAGGUGCUCCAUUGAUGAAUUAGAGAAAACUCGAGAACAGACAAAAAAACAUUGAUCUUCCAAUUUAUAGGUUGAAAGGCAAUCACAGGAGUAAAGAAAAACUCUUUCAAUAAUAAGUUUGCUUUCGGUUGAGCUUUUUUUGCGAUCUGUUGUGAAAAAAAGAUCAAAAUCGUUUAUAGAAGAAAUAGCCUCGCAAAAAGGUACUCUGUUGAGAAGAAAAAAAUAGAAAAAAAGAUAUAUUUGAAGAGUCUUUUUUUUGCUCAUAAAGAGAAGAAAGAAUAUCGCUUUUUGAUAAAUUUUCAUUUUAAGAGGACAGAAAGGCUUGGAAAAUAAUGAUUAUGUUAAGGAUUGUCAUGUUUCAGAAGAGUUUUUUUUUUGAAAGGUAAAUAAUAAAUUUGUUUUCGGUUCAGAGCCGGAGUUCGGUACUACAAACGAGGCGUUGACGUUGACGGUCAUGCGGCGAAUUUCGUCGAAACUGAGCAAAUCGUCGAAUUCGAAGGCCAAAAUCAGGAUCGGCAUAUAACCUCGUUUGUUCAAGUACAUUUUGACACACCAAGUUACGAAAAAACCCCGAAGAGAAUACAGGACAGUUUCCUUGUUUUCAUUCAAAUGUUAGGUCAAUUCUCAUUAUUUUCAUAUAAUGACGCUCUUAGCAUUUUCUCAAAACAGCCGUGUUUUAAAGAUCCGCGGUUCGAUCCCCUUACUCUGGACCCAAAAGCCAAAUCUUCGAUGGCAGCCGACGCCGAAAAUGAAGCCGACCGACGACCAAUUGGCAGCCUUCCAAAAAAGCUUCUCCUGGCACCGAAAGCACUACGGCGGCAAGCAUGUUUGUCCCUCAAGUGGCCAUUCGAAAACUUGGCCAUCUCCAGGUUAUCGUCAACUUGAUCAAUCAAAAGGGCCGCGAAAAGAAAAUCGGCAGCGAAUUGGAGCGCGUUUGUCAGCAGGCGAAUAUUGACUUUGUUCGGCAAGUUUUCUGAAAAGUGGCUAUUGAAAAAGAAAAAGAAAGGUUUAGGAUUCACGGUCCUAAAGAAUAGACCCUAAACCCUAUUAGAACCCCAGUUCAUACCCGCCAGAGGGGGAGAAAUGGCGCUCCUAAGCGUUUUCAAGCGUUUACAUUUCUAAACCGAAGUGGCCGCCAUGGCCAUUUCUUGAUAAGUCGCUGCCCAGGGCGCCCGGGGCCAAAACCGCGAUGGCAGAAAAAUGCCAUUGGAAGAAAAAGUACGCGCAAAAAUUGGAAUCUUCUAAAAUCUUGUAAAAUCGUUGUUUUCGAAGCUUUAGAACAAAGUUUUUUUGAAUUUCCAAUUUGGUGGCGACGGAAAUUUAUUCUCUCACUAGUCAGCGGGUUCGUAACCAUAAAUCUGGAACAUUUCGCCUAAAGAAAAAAACAAAUAUAACCGUAGUUCACAUAAAAAAAUUCAACUAGUCAUCAUAUCCACUGAAAAAUUAAAAAAAUUAUUGAAAAACUGCGAAAUCCACGAUUUAAUGAAAAAUGAAUAAAAAUGACCAUUUUCGCCCUACUUUUGCAACGUGGUAUUAUACGCCAUCGACACAUAAUGACGCGGUAUUCCGCAAAAGUUAGCAAAACGUGACAAUUUUGACGCAACUUCGUUCAAGGUCUUUUUUUUUGCAAAAGUUAAAAGAUUUCUUCAAAAGAAUCGAUUAAUGUUUCUUCUGGAAGAGAGAAUGAGAAUUUGAUUUGAUGAAAAUACUCAUUUUUCGUUUUCUAUCGUUGAAAAUUGAUCAUUUUUCAGUUAUCAACCCUUCGAUUUCCACAAAGAAUGCCAUGCCGGGCGUUGGGAUCGACUUUCUUUGCUCAGAGAUAUGCUCGUUCCUGAACUUCAUGAGUUUGGGUGUGUAUCAAAAAAAUAUUGAAAAAUAAUUCGAAAUCAUUGAAUAAAAUGGAAAGGAAGAUGAAGAUGGGACCAUUUUCCGAUAAGAAAAAUAAGGCGAUUUUUCCUCUUAUAAAUAAGUUCAUUUUACUUUGCGCUGGGAUUUUUCUGAAAUAUGGUCAGAUCACUUCUUUAUAUAUAGUCCAUUCGCCGCGACUUGACAAUUUCGAGUGCCUGCGUCUCUCUGUUCCCUCACCGGCGAGGCCAGGGAAACAUAAAAAUAGACCGGCAACAGGAGAAGGCCACCGAAAUUCGAGGAGGUCGCAGAAAAUAAAAAAUAUGCAAGAUGAAAAAAUGCUGGAUCUCUCAACUUGAACAACUUGGUUUUUGAGAAAAGUCGAAGAGAAACCUCAAAAUCCGUUGAAAUGAGCCAUUUUCGGCUUUGAGUCCCUCUUUCUCGAAUACUGGGAAGUUUUGCAAGUUGAGACUUUCAGGAUCUUUUCCUGGUAUGUUAAGGAGUGUCUGGCCAUGGAAUUCCUAGCCGCAAAGUGAAAUAAAUUUCCUUAUUAAAGAUAAUUUUUAGUGUAAUAAUUUUUUCUUCAGCUACUACUACUUUGAUCCGAAAAACUCAGUUGGUUCUGGCAUGCAGACGGGAUUUUUCCGAACGAAUUGCAUUGAUUGUCUUGAUAGGUAACUUUUUUCCUUCAUUUUUUGUGUGUCUGUAUCGAAUUCCUUGCUUAUUCCGAGCGAGAACGUGUUUUCCAGAACAAACGUCGUGCAGGCCAUGUUGGCCCGCGUUUCUCUGACCACUCAACUUCAAAAACUUGGAAUCAUAAGCGAAGAUCAACGGGUGGAGACGAUUCCCGAGUUGGAGCACGUCUUCAAGCAUUGUGAGGGGUUUUCUAACAUUUUAAUGUAGGGAAAGUCGAAAAUAGAGAAAAUAUUGUUGAAAUUGGUUGAAAUCGAACACAAAAGAGAAAAAUGGUGCAGAAGAAAAGCUUGAAAUAUAUGACUUUUUCUACAUUACUUCCAUAGACAACCUCUCUUUCAAGUUCAGAGCUUUUAAUUUUCAAACUCGGUUUGUCAACUUUAUUAGGAAAAUUUUUUUGAACUAUUGAUCGUUCCUAAAGAGUGAUACUCCUGCAGUGUAGGUUAAUCGAAAACUCUUAGCAGCUCAUUUUUUAUCGAGUAAUAAUAAUUCGUUUUUCAGUCAAUUUCAAGUAACCUUUUUUUCGAAAACCUUUUUAACUACUUUUUUGAUGUAAAAUUAUCGAAAAUAUCUCAAUUUUUUCCUUUUUCAGUGUGGGCGGAUAAUGGCGAUCAGUGCAGUCGGCAGUAUGCCGGUACCGGCGCUUUGAAGGUCAGAAGAAGAAUGUAGUUUGAUCUUCAAAUGAUCCGUUUGUUUUCAGGCCGACUUCACCCGUCUUGGUAGGAGGACCUAUUAUGGAGCCAUGAACGACGGCGUCAAUGCCGUGACUCGCUAUUUCCGCAACAACUUCAUUGAUGGCUAUCGACAGGUUUCAGUUUUCAAUGAACAAGAAAACUGAUUAAGGAACUAAUCGGGCUCGGGGAAGGGUAUUAAGAUGAAACUUCAGUGGCUUACCUAGGAAAACGCUUUGAAAAUCUCACGGAAAGCCCUUCAAAACACCAUAUGGAAGAAUAUUUUAAAAUCUUUUCGCGAGCUCCAAAAAUCUUGUAAGACAAUUCAGAAGUAAUAAAAAAGUUUCUUGGCCUAAACUGGGCGGCUGAGUUGCAAUCUCACGAAAACUUCCGAGAAAACAUUACUUUUAAGGACGCCAUCGACCUGUUCCUGGGCAAUUUCAUCAUUGAUAACUCGAAUCUUCCGUCCGCCCUUGAAGUUUCGCUUUUUUCCACUAAUCAGGUAUGGAAUUUCGAGGUAGAUGUAUAGUUUAGUCAAGACUUUAGGUAGUCCCAAAAACUCUUCAAAAAAAAAAGAACGAAAAUGGCUUCAAAACAUGAUUUUUGGAAUCUCGUUUUUUCUUUUAAAAAAGGUUUUUUUUGGGCCCAACUUCUAUAUGAUGGCUUGAGCUUUGUAGUGUGAUUGACGACUAGAUUUUGUCCCUUUUUUUGAAAUUCAUGAAUGAUUUUUGAACUUCAGAACGGUGUCGCUUUGAUUGGCGCCAUGUGUGCGAUGGCGAUGACGGUUCUUUGCGUCCUUGUCGCAGGUUUCUUAUUUAUUUCUGAUUUUUCAAUUGUCCCCAGUUCACAAAGGAAUAACAAAGCGGAUAUUUUGUUGAGAAGCUGUAAGAAAAAGGCAAAAAAUGCAAUUUUUCCAAGCGAUUCGUCGUUUUAUACUACAUUUUCUUCACAGAAAACGUGACGGCGACGAUUUUCUGGCUAAUCGUUUUUUUCAUCUGCCUCCUCUUCAUUUUCAUCAACGGCGAAGAGUUCGUCAACGCCCCGAAACUGAAAAUCGAUUGA